GUUUGAUCGACAAUCGAAAAUCGUCAGUGAGUCCAGCAAUUAAUAAAACUUUUAACCGUCUUUCCAGCACAAAAAAACUUUGCGCUCUCAUUCAAUGUCAUACAAAAAAGAUCAGAGAUCCUUCGGAAAUGUUUAAGAUGAAUGCAAUCAAAGAAGAAUUGUUAAAAUGGACGUGUAAAACGCAUGCGACGAAUAGUUAUCUUGACAAACGUAUGCUACGAGAAAAGGCUCUUGAAUUCGCGAGAACGCAUGGUCUCGAUGACUUCAAAUGUUCAGAAAAAUGGUUAAACACUUUCUUAAGGGGACACGGUUUCUCCGUCGAUCUACAGGAUCGCAGAGGUCCUACGUUCGCCAACUAUCGCGAUUGGAUCGAUCUGAUGAGAUCCACCAUAAUUAAAUACAAACAUAACGAUCUAUUUCACGUGGACGAGUUGACGAUGUACACGGACGUUCUACCAUUGAGGAUCGUGUCGGAGGAGACUUUAAGCGAGACACGAAGAAAUCGAGUAACGAUACUGAUGGGGUGCAAUUCAUCGGGGACCACUAAAUUGCCGCUAUUGAUCUGCGGAACGUAUCCUUCGAAGAUAAGGGUAAAGGAACACGUUUAUUGUAACAACGAAGACUCCUACAUCGAGGACGAAUUAUUCAGGAAGUGGUUGACGAACGUGAACGAGCGAAUGUUUAAUUGCAAUCGAAAGAUAUUGAUGUUUCUGCGAAGAAAUCGAGCGCACGCGUUGAAAGAUUUCGCACCGAGUAAUUUGAAGCUCAUUUACCUUCCCGAAGAUUUCCCGCCGCUUUUACGACCCCUGCGGAAACACGUUUUUCAUUAUAUUAAGAUGAUCUUUAGACGAAGAUACGUGGAACGACUGAAGCAAUGCAACGAAGAAUGGAAUCUCCGCGACGUCCUGCAAUCGUUGAUCGAAGCAUGGGAGACGAUACCCCGUGAGAUCAUAAUCUUCAGCUUCCAAAAGACCCAUUUCAGAACCGACGAUUGCAUUUUGCAAAUCGAGUGCGAUUCCUGGGACAGUUUGAAAGUAGGAAUUUCUUUUAAAAGAUUUGUCACGUUCGACGACGAACUUUCAAACGUGCAACCGAACGGUGGGAAACACAGUCGAAAUCCCGGCUACAAUCUUCGCGCAAUCAACAAAAACGUGAUCAGAAUUAAAGGAAAUAAGUUGAAUUUAGUAAACGAACGCGAGUUAUCCCCUCAGUUCGAUCGAGGCUAUCAAAUGCCUUCGGAGCUUAGAAAUCACAUAGAGAAGAAAUUAAACAGAAUCUUGAAAGACAAGCAUCGCAGUGCAACUAGUUUCUUAAACAAGAACGCAGAGAUCGAAAGGAAAUCUCGUAAAAGAGCUCACGGGGAGACGAGAUUCUCUGAGAAGGGAGCUUGCGAGGAGAGCCCUUUUGUACCUGGAGAUUCUAACGUAACUAGUUCGAGAUCGAUAUACGGGAAGACGUUUGAACAGGAUGAGGAGCAGCCUCAAAGACAGCAGACGGAAACGGAUGGCAUCAGAGAAUCGCUGCAGGCGGUUCUAAAGAAAGCUUUGACUCUAACAUCGUUGGUGAACGCUGAAUACGCUAAGAAGCUAAUCGAUAGCAUUCAUGCGUCCAUUCAUGAAAUUAGUUUACAGACCGAUAACAUGGGACGCUUGAAAUCCUUUGAAAACCAGGGAAAAAUGGAUUACACGAGUGAACAACCGAGAACAACAUGUACGAAGAUGAAAGAGAAUACAGAUGAGAUUUCCACGAAUUUACAGUUCUCGGAGAAAGGGAAUCAGCCAUCUACCUCCUCGAACGAUGUGAUUUCUUUGUCAGAGAUUGCACAAAGUGCUAGAGAAGAAACAGAGUCUAUCCAGCAGCAGUGUUCACUUAACUUGCAUAUAGAAAACUCAGGUGAGAAAAGUCAGGCGAAAUUGAAUCCGAAUGAUGAGGAGUCCAUUGUUCGUCAAGAGGUUUUUAAUUUAAAUAAGAAAAGAGAGAAAUCUGUCGAGGACGAUUCCUCUGUUGACGAACCGAGCGAGAAAAAGUCGAAAAUGGAUCACAAUUGGUCGAAACAGUUUGAGACUAACUUUGUUUUUGGCUCACAGAAUACAAAUUGCUCUAUGGGAAUACGGCACGAUGAUAACACUGUUGAAUCAGGUAUUUUCAAUGCGAAACCAUCCUUUUCUCCAAGAGAUUGAUUAGAUAUUUUUUAAUUGACGUCAAGUUCGAUCACCUGUGUAUCAAAAUUUUGUUGAGAAAAGUAAUGCCAGAACUUGUGAUGUUUGAUGAUGUAAGAUGGACGAAAAUUCUCAUCGAAUCCUUUUACUUUCAUGGAUGUGAUACGUAUAUCUCUCCUCAACAUCACAAUCCUUUCCUUUGUUGGAGGUAUUGCAUUUGCAAGCUUGUAAUGUGCGCGACACCUGCUGUUGCUAUUGAGUAGUAUGGUAAUCUACCAUAUGCAAAUGAUGUUAAAUGAUUUAUGAGGUAUCGCUGUAGCACCAUAAUAAUUUAUAAUACUCGUACUUCUGCUGUUGAUCGAAUGUGGUAGUUAAUUUCCUAAAUCCUUAAUUAUAAUCACAGGUCAUUAAAGAAUACGAACUACUGUAAUAAAGUAUGUAUUAUUGCUUGUAGCAGGAUACAAUGGUAUAUUAAAUUCUAAGUAUAGAAAAAUAAAAGCACAUAAUAUAAAA
This is a messenger RNA of Osmia lignaria (orchard mason bee), 2672 nucleotides long. RefSeq lists its product as uncharacterized. Lineage: Eukaryota; Metazoa; Arthropoda; Insecta; Hymenoptera; Megachilidae. The record is from RefSeq and is a predicted model, not a curated record. Gene Ontology annotation, molecular function: nucleic acid binding.